AUGGCCCAAUCGUCGCCUCGACCAUCUCUUGAUGGCCACAGCCAUGCCUCUACGCCCUUUUUCCACACUCUGACACAACGUCUACGGAAAAGCUCAAAUGCCAGCUCCUACAGCUCAGAUCCCACAUCUCCAUCUCCGACUGACCCGACAUCAAGGACAGAGGCCACUCGAGCCGCCCGGCGGAUGGUCCUGUCUAUGGUGCAAGACGACUGGGAAUGGCCUCCGCCUCCGUCGCCUACACCCAUUGUCAAUGAUGGCGGCAGAUCCCCCAUCCCUCACCGGGAACCUCUCACGUACCGCUUACGGGAAGAGGCCCAAUCCGACCUGGAACUUGAAGAGUUGGCCUCCCGGCGUCGCGCGAGAAGCGACCCGUACAAGUUUGAAAGCCCUGAGGCCGUGGGGGCAGUGAUUGCUGAGCGCAGGAGAAAACGCAGAAAGAUGCAAGAGGACGAAAUGUGUUGGAACGAGGGGUUGAGGACUUGGAUUGAGAGGCGUGACGCCUGGACGGGAGCCCUGCAACAGAAACCGAACAGUACCAAACCGACCGAACGACGGCCAUCAUCGGCAACGAAAAGAGCUUCAUAUAAGUCUCGCCUCUCCCAAGUCUUUACGGGGCACAAGGGUGACCUGCCCAAUUCUACGGAUGGGGGUUCAACAAGCUGGCCAGGGUCACCGGCGUCACCUACGCCAGAGUCCUCGAGCGCAGAUAGUGUCGAGGCCGCAUCGGCAACACGAACCACCACCAAUACCACCGCGGAGCCUCUCUCACCUUCCUCAACGUCCCAACCACCGUUGUCGCCGCUAACGACUUCGCCAACGUCCACGGAACCUGGUCCAUGGAUUCCCAUCUAUCCGCCCAUACUUCCGCAGGACAAUAUCAUUCGAGAGCGCAUAAAACCCUCGGCAUACCCUACCAUCUACUCGAAAAUUGUGGUCCAAGGCCUCACACCCAACGUGCCCAUUCCUCUAUGUCACAUGAUCCCCGCCUUGGUGGAAGGCUGGAAGUCCGAAGGAAACUGGCCGCCUCAACCUAGUGCCACCCUCGCGCAGGAUUUGAAGAAGGGGAGGAAGAGUAGCACGUUUGCCAAGUGGAGAAAAGAACAUUCUGACGAUCAGCAGAAUGCUCAGGAUUCUCCACACCAUCAUCAUCACUUUCUCCACCACGGUCAUCAUGGUGGCGGCGGCGGCGGCGGAGAAGUGGCCGCAGCGAUUGUAAGCGGACCCAAGGAUCACCAGAAUGCGUAUGAUGAUGGCGGGCGAGGCCACAGAGUGCGAAGAAGCAUCGGCAUGAUGCGGAGGGUGGGGUCGUUACUGGGAGGGUCCAUGAGCAGCGACGGCCUCGAUGAGUUGGGAAUCGAGUUCCGCGACCAGGACGAGGAGGAGAUAGGCCGAAAUGUUGCGUUGAAUAGAGGGUUGGCUCAUCGUUGA
Molecule: messenger RNA, 1428 nt
Organism: Fonsecaea nubica
Lineage: Eukaryota; Fungi; Ascomycota; Eurotiomycetes; Chaetothyriales; Herpotrichiellaceae
Exons: 1
Coding region: 1-1428 (475 amino acids)
Source: RefSeq, a predicted model, not a curated record